CGUUCAUUUUUGUCAUAUUCAGAUUUAUUGUGUUAGACCAUAUGAAUUUCAAUUUUCUAUUCUUUUUUUCUUUUCAAAAUCCUCAAGCUGUUAGUGCCGUUGACAAUCCUAUUAUCCCAACCUUAUAAGUCUAUGCAAAACGUUACACAUUUCUUAAGUGGCCGGGUCUAAUUCUCUCUUCCUCUUCUUCCCCGGCUCUGUUCAUCAACUUAAUCAGAUUCUUUUUUGGGUUUUAGUGUAAAGAAUGGAUAGUCAAAUGAGGACUAAAUUGAAAAGAAACUUGAUUAUCAAGGCAUGGGAAAGAUGUAAAUCUUUAGGCCCUAAUCCCAACAAAAAAUAUUCAAGAAACGUUGGCAAUUCUUUAACAAAGAGCAAAUCAUGGCACUGCACUACAAGAGCUCCACAAGGGUGUUUUUCAGUGUAUGUAGGAGAAGAGAGACAGAGAUUUGUGGUCAAGGCAAAAUUUGCUAAUCAUCCGUUGUUUAAAAUGCUGCUCGAAGAUGCAGAAUCGGUAUACGGGUUUAAUAGCGACGGUCCGUUGUUGAUUCCGUGUGAUAUUGAUUUGUUUUAUAAAGUUUUAGCUGAGAUGAAUUGUACUAAACUUAGCUGUAACGAUUCUUUAUCAGUUCUUUGCAGUCCUUUGCAAAAUUCGGUUACGAAGAGGUAUGGUUCGUAUAAGAUGCUCAAUUCAUCCAAAAUGUUGAAGUUGAAUGCGACAGUAUGACUCUAUAAAUUUGUGUUCAAAAUUCAAACUUCUAUUUUGUGGUGUUUUAGGUAAGUAAUAUUGUUACACGAUAUAGGUAUAUAAAUUGAUUGUUUUCAGUUGAUUGUUUAAAUUGUACAAAUUUUGUUCUUCUUCAAAACAGAGUAGUUUUUGCAUUUUCAAAAGUUUCGUAUCGGAGUCUACAAAGAAACGAUCCAAUUGAUCAAGGUUUCGAGUGAAUGGAUACUCGGAGAUCGAACGAGAAAAAUUGAAUUUGCUUGAUAUGAAAUUUUUGUUAUAUGCUAUUGAAACUAAUGAAGCCAAAUUCAAUCUUA
This is a messenger RNA of Mercurialis annua (annual mercury), 1038 nucleotides long. RefSeq names its product protein SMALL AUXIN UP-REGULATED RNA 51-like. Lineage: Eukaryota; Viridiplantae; Streptophyta; Magnoliopsida; Malpighiales; Euphorbiaceae. Bases 245 to 724 code for a protein of 159 amino acids. Gene Ontology annotation, biological process: response to auxin. The transcript has a single exon. The record is from RefSeq and is a predicted model, not a curated record.